UGCACCUGAUCAUACGUCGUCACACGUCGCCCCUUCGCCAUGCCGCCGGCGUCCAGCUGCGUCACUUGGGAUCGUCCACUGCAGCCAGGGCUCCUGCAACAGCUGCGGGAGAUGCAACCGAGCUCCGUGCCGCGCUUGGUGGGGCAGCCGCUGUCUGCGGACGAGUACCUGUUGUCGGCCAUGGCGCUACGACAGGAUGCCCAAUCCCAUGCUGAUGCGGACAACUACCUGACCUUUGGCGAAGAGGCAGGCUGGGAUGCAGAUGACAUGUUGGCAUCCAACUUGGCUGGGCAAAGACCUGGAUUGGGCGAAUGCCUGGUGGGUACCUGUGGCUUUAUGGGCACUGGUGCCGCGAAGUACGCCCAGCGCCUCAGGGCCGUGGAGCUGAACUGCACCUUCCAUGAUCAGGGCAACGGCUGCUACGAGAAGCAGGCGGCCAGCUAUGCCAAGCUGGGCUUGCGGGUGGUGGUGAAGGUUUCUGGCUAUGCCACGCAUUCGGUAGCCCUGGGCGAUCCGACUCAAUGGUGGCCAUGGCUUCAUGCGAAGUACGCACCCUUUGUGAAUGAAGGCAUCUUGGUGGGACUGCUCUGGCAACUUCCACCCUCCUUCAACUGCACGGAGGAGCACUUGCGGCGCCUAGAAAUUUUGGGCCAGCUCUUGCGAAGCCGUUCCCAACGCACCGCCUGGCUCGAACUGCGACAUGUUUUCGAGUUCCGGCACAGCUCGUGGUUCAAGAGCUCGGCUUUGAGGGAAAUCAUGCGAAGGCAUAGCCUAAGUUUGGUGAGCCUGCAUGUGAUGAACGACACUGGAUGGGCAGGUGACCUCAACUCCGGAUGGCAUGCAUUGCCAGAUGAAACUGAUGAGGGAGACUUUGUGUACCUGCGAUGCUUUGGCGCUAGGAGUCGCAGCAUCGGUCUCUACGACAUGAGCUUUUUGAAGGAGGCGAUGGCAGUUGCGAAGAGAGCAACUUCAGCGGUGAUUAUGUUUGGCCAAGGGGAUGCACCUCAACAGGCCUUGAGCAACGCUUGGGAGUUGCAGGACCUUUGCUGCUUGUCUCAGGGCUCGUUGAGCUCGUUACCUCUCCGAAGUGGAGGUUCUGAAGUGGGGAAGCGCGUGCGUGGUGUGGUGCUCCGCCGCGGGAGGGAUGGAUUGAUCCUGGUGGACGUCGAGGGCGGCCCUCAGGGCUGUCGUACCGGGUAUUUGGGGUCCAGACACUCGCGGCGGCGAGGGCUGGGGCUACGUGCUGGCACGGUGCUGACGAAUUUACAGGUGGAGUCGGAGGAGAAGGGCCACUUGGUGUUGAGCGUGUGUGAGGCUGACACGGCGGUAAGCUGAAAAGCUCGCAAUGGGGAGCGGUGGAGAUGUGGGGUGAUGAGAAGGGGGAUGCUGUAAGCUACGAGCUGAGCCACGAUCCAAGUAGGCAGAUCCCAACUUCCAAAUCACGGAAAACUGUCUCCUGACUUCUGAUAUUGGUAAUGGUAAGCCCGUUUUAUCCUUGUGCUGUUGCAGCCACGAGCCUGCUGUGGUAUAUAUAGAAUCUUGUGAUGUGAGGUAGUGAUCCAAAUUGCAUUUGCCCUUGCCAUAUUCAUGCUCGAAUCCAUUCACCACCGCCACUGCUUCCAUUCAUGGGACAAGUAGAAGUGCAAACGACAUGGGUCAACGGAAUUGUGUGGAACUCCAAAUCGGUAGAGUGGCCACUCGAAAACCCAAAGCACUUGUUGUCCUUCUUGGUGGCCCCUUCGACAAAAAAAAGCUUUGGAUCUUGCUUGUGAGGGCGAUCUCCAUGUUGUGCAGUGCUUCCUUUUUGCCGAUGUCAGACGAAGUUGUG
Messenger RNA from Durusdinium trenchii, 1828 nucleotides. Lineage: Eukaryota; Dinophyceae; Suessiales; Symbiodiniaceae. The record is from the annotation of a GenBank genome assembly.